This is a messenger RNA of Seriola aureovittata, 4147 nucleotides long. Its product is annotated as metal transporter CNNM3. NCBI's taxonomy places the organism in Eukaryota, Metazoa, Chordata, Actinopteri, Carangiformes, Carangidae. The record is from RefSeq and is a predicted model, not a curated record. Gene Ontology annotation, biological process: transport; magnesium ion homeostasis. The transcript has 12 exons. Gene Ontology annotation, molecular function: transmembrane transporter activity. Gene Ontology annotation, cellular component: plasma membrane. Bases 1075 to 3609 code for a protein of 844 amino acids.
AUUGAUUUUAUGACUUCAGGCUGCAUUGUGCUGAAGGUGCAGCUCAGUUUAUGAGAGUUUCACAUUGUCAACAACAAUCACGUCAGUAUGAUCAGUUCAUACUGGUUAUAAAAAUAUGUCUACGUUCAGCUAUAUUAGCUGUCAGCAGUCUGACUUAAGGUCAGGGACACCAUUUAAAAUGAAAAUAAAAUCUAUGAUCAGUGGAUUUUCUUACACUUGCAUACAUCUGGGCAGAUUCUGGCUUUUAUCCUCUGGUGUUGUCUGACAGCUAGAAGAUGGUCCAGAUGUGGAAGCAGCAUUUGACAAUCGUGAUGUAUAUGGGCCAGAUUCGGCCCGUGGAACCGGGUGUAUAAUAGGCCAGAAGAAAACAAGCAUGUGGUCCAAGUUUUGUUCUGAGCUAGAAUCCUGAAAAUAAAAUACCAGGAGGGACGUGUUAACUAUUACCAUAUAAAUAUAUAUAUUACUCUCAAAUGAACUGUGUGACCUCCUGGUUUCUUCAGCAGGAAGUGGACACCUUUCAGGUGUUUUAGGUACAAAAUAAAUCUGGCCCAUUCUUGGGACACAUGCUUGUUUUCCUAUGGCCCAUUAUACACCCAGUCCCACGGGCCGAAUCUGGCCCAUAUACAGCAUAAUGGUCAGAUGCUACUUCCACAUCUGGACUUGUCAGCUGUCAGUCAAUACAGGAGGAUUAUAGCCAGUCCAUAUACUUCCAUAUCUGGGCCAGACUCGGGCCAUGGACCUUGGCAUAUAAUGGGCCAGAACCUCUAACUGUUUAGCUGCAGCAGAGGAACACGGACUCAAAAUGUAGCUUAACUUUACACAGGCUCGCUAAAAAGAAGCUGUGGUAUUUUCUUCUUGAAUUUUCUUUUACAUCAGACUAAGAGAUAACUUCACUGCCUGUAUGGAGAGUAUGAACUUUAACAACUUGCACUUCCUUCAGUCUACAUGUGAGUAGACUGUGAAUCUUUCCUCAAACCGCACGUUGAGAGUAAAUUUACAUGAGCUGAAUGGAGCUGUAGUCUCUGUAACAGGCUCAGAGUGAUGAAUGACUUGUUAUUAUGAAAUCUAACAAAGAUGGGCGGGAGCUCCUCCUUGUUUUCUAGCGUUUCAUUGGCUGUGAGCUCACACCGAGGAGGGGGCGGGGCGAUUAAAAACCCCAAAACAUUCAGAAUCCAGCCCCGUAAUGGACGUUGGUCCCGUUUGCCGCGCUUGCGUGUGUGGAGCCAAAAUGGCCGCCGCGUAGGUCAGUUGCAGCGUUCGUUUUGUUUGGCUGGCUCACCGCCUCCAGGUGGGCGGGGCCACUGCGGGGAGCUAGAGUCACAUGAUCCGCGCAGAGCCAGGCUGACCAAUUCCAAUAUGGUGGCCAGCUUGGCAGGUCUACGGUUCCUGUUGAUGAUAUUGUUGUUCUGCGGGAUCAGGUACGGCGCCUGCAGCCGGGAAGCUCCGCCGGUCCUGGGGCUGCGACUGGAAGACCCGGCGCGUCUGGUGUGCAUGAAGGAUCGGAUCAUCUCGGCGCCAGAAGGAGCCACGUUCAAGCUCCGUCUCUUCGGGACUGAUCUGAAUGGAAGCUGGCCGUGGGUGGCGUUCGCAGGGGCAGCGGGCGGAGCGGCCGGGGCGGUCGGGGAUGCGCCCGACCCGUGCGGGCAGGAGUCCGGCCGGAAGGAGUCCGCUUUCCAGGUGACGGGGGAGUUCGUCCCGGACGAGGAGCACAGCGGGCUGAUAACGGUGCAGGUCCGGCAGAGGAACAUCUCCGCGGGAGCAGCCGGCGGCGAGCAGACCUACCACCUGUGCGUGCUGAGCGGAGGGAAAUGGGCUUCCGUGGGCCCGGACAGACUGCGGAUAAACACCGACAAGGGUCUGCCCGCAGAACACAUCCCGCCGUGGGGUCUGGCCGCGCUGAUAGUGCUGCUGCUGCUGGUGUGCGGGCUGCUGAGGACAGUGAACCUGAGCCUGCUGUGGCUGGACCCGGUGGAGCUCUAUGUCCUUCACAGCUGCGGAUCCGAGGAGGAGAAACGGGCCGCCAAGCGCCUGGAGCCAAUCAGGAGGAGGGGGAACUUCCUGACCUGCUCUCUGCUGUUCCUGUGUGCGGUGGGACACUCGGUCCUGGGUGUGCUCCUGUACCGGGCUCUGGGCUCCAUCCUCUCCGCGGUCUUCACCAGCGGCUUCCUCAUCUUCUUCCUUGCUGAGCUGGCUCCUCACAUCCUGUGCUCCGGUUAUGGCUUCCAGCUGGCGCCGGCUCUCACCUGGCUGGCCCAGGUUUGUUUGGUGCUCACCUGCCCCCUGUCCUGCCCCCUGGGGCUGAUCCUGGACCUGGGUCUGAGGAGGGACAUCAGCACCUGUGGGAUAAGAGAGAGGGCGAUGGAGAUGAUCCGCACGAGCAUCAACGACCCUUACAGUGAGUUUGUGAAGGAGGAGUUCAGCCGCGGGACGCUGCGCAUCAAGACGGUGGAGGACAUCCUGACGCCUCUGAAGGACUGCUUCAUGCUGCCCAGCUCGGCCGUGCUCGACUUCUCCACCAUGUCCGAGAUCAUGCAGAGCGGAUACACCAGGGUGCCCAUUUACGAGGAGGAGAGGUCCAACAUUGUGGAAAUCCUGUAUGUGAAAGACCUGGCUCUGGUGGACCCGGACGACUGCACCCCCAUGACGACUAUCACCAAGUUUUACAAUCACCCGCUGCACUAUGUCUUCAACGACACCAAACUGGACGCCAUGCUGGAGGAGUUCAAGAAAGGCAACUCUCACAUGGCCAUCGUCCAGAAAGUGAACAACGAGGGGGAGGGGGAUCCUUUCUACGAGGUGCUGGGAUUGGUCACUUUAGAGGACGUCAUCGAGGAGAUCAUCAAAUCAGAGAUCCUGGAUGAAUCCGACGGAUACUUGGACAGGAAAGUGAAGCGGCCCCUCCCUCAGCUGGAGAUUCCUCUGGAGCCUCGCAGCGUCCACGAGGAGUUCUCUCUGUUCAAGCCUCCCGAAGGAGAACCCAAGAUCCGCACCUCGCCGCAGCUGCUGCUGGCGACGCACCGCUUCCUGUCCAGAGAGGUGGAGCACUUCAGCCCCGCACGUGUGUCAGAGAGGGUCCUGUUCCACCUGCUCCGUCACCCCAGUGUCAACCAGGAAGUGCACUUUGACCCCGGCAACCGGCUGAGCCCGGCCCACUAUCUGUACACCCGCAACCACCCGGUGGACUACUUCAUCCUGCUGCUGCAGGGCCGCGUGGAGGUGGAGAUCGGAAAAGAGGGGCUGAAGUUUGAAAAUGGCGCGUUUACGUACUACGGUGUUUCUGCGCUAACGCUGCCAUCUUCAGUGCACCAGUCUCCAGUGUCGACCCAGCGUCACUCUCCCAGGGAUCCCUUUGAGUCAGCAGACGCCACCAGCCCGUCCAGCUAUUGUCCCGACUACACCGUCCGAGCUCUCACCGACCUGCAGCUCAUACGGGUGACACGUCUCCAGUAUUUGAACGCUCUCAUGGCGUCUCGUGCCGGCCAGAGUCCAGAUCCUCCUGAGAUUAAGAUCCUGCCCAACAGUCAGACCAAGCUGCUCAACGACAGAAACACCACACAAGAGUUUCCUGUAAACUUUUCAUUCUUUGAUACCAUUGAAAACUACUGUUAGUUUUUUUGUUUGCUUUUGUUUUUUUUUUGCAUGAGGUGGCAGUAGAGCCCAGGAAAGCUCCACAGAAGAGGAGGCUCAUGGGUAGUGCUGUUCCUUCUGCCCGCUGUUAAAACAAACAAACACCUGCUUCAACCUUUUUUAGAGAUUUCUUUUUUGUUUGUUUUUUUUUGUUUUAUUUUGAAAUUGAUGAAUCAUCUAUGGCUGGAACGUAGUUUUUGGACACGACUGGAGUGAGAGUGAUUUUAUUCGUCUUGUUGUGUAGAUCCUCUGCUCACACUUCUCACCUCCAUCCCCCAUUCCUUCAUGUGCUUUCCAUUACGAUUAUUAUUUUAUGUUGUUUUAUACACUUUGAACAAUGCGUAUAUUAUAUAUAUAUAUAUAUAUAUAUAUAUAUAUACAUUUUAUUUUGAUUUGGCGGUGCCUUUCUUCCAGGUUUAGCCUUCCAUACUGAACGCUACAUUGCCAUUCCUCACUUUUGUCUGGGUGCCAAAGUGUGUGUGUGUGUGUGUGUGUGUGUGUGUGUGUGUGUGUGUGUGUG